AUGGUUUAUUUGCCAUUACUCUCACAAGUGCUUCUCCACAACAGACGCAUCCAUGUCCUAUCGUAUUGUAUUAGACAAACCCUUCACCACUUCUUCAGUGCAUUCAUAGAUUCUCAUCAAUACAUCGAUGCAAUCAAUGCUAAGCGAGACAGCGCUCUCUGGUUUCCGAUCGUACCCUCAACACUGAUUUGUUUGUGUAAUCUGUGCGGCACUGGUGGCAGUGCAGUGCUCUCACCGACCUAUUCCUCGCCGCCGAGUCCUCCUCCCGGCGCCAACACGACGGCCCUCUACCACCCGACGGCGGCCGCCGCCCAAAUGGCGGGCCUCGACCGCGACUACCCCUCGCCGUACGCGCCCUUCAGUUUGAUGACACCGACGGCCACUCAUCACGCGAUGGAACACGACCUGAAGGCGUCGGCGUUUGGCCAUCACCACCACCACCAUCACCACCACUCGGCACAGACACCACUCUCGGUCAUGACACCCCCCACACCCACCUCCACACCCACAUCACAAUCACACCAUCACAGCACUAACUCCAACUCAGGAAACAGCAAUCACAGCAACAAUGGGCCACAAAAUUCACACAACUCUGCAAACAAUUCAAUUAAUAAGAAAGAGAUCGAUCGCGUGAAGAGACCCAUGAAUGCGUUCAUGGUCUGGAGUCGCGGACAACGCAGAAAAAUGGCUCAGGAGAACCCAAAGAUGCAUAACUCGGAGAUUAGCAAAAGAUUGGGCGCGGAGUGGAAGCUGUUGUCUGAAGUAGAGAAGAGACCCUUCAUUGAUGAGGCGAAACGAUUGAGAGCCGUUCACAUGAAAGAACAUCCGGAUUACAAAUACAGACCCCGAAGGAAGACCAAGACUUUGAUGAAGAAAGAGAAAUACCCUCUGGCGGGCAGUUUGGGCGGUCUAUCGCAAGACCCGAGCCGAUCAUCGGCUGCGGCGGCCGCGGCGGCAGCCGUACAGCAAGUGAGUCGUGACAUGUAUCAGAUGAAUGGCUAUAUGCCUAAUGGGUACCCAAGUAUGGCUAUGCACGAGGCGUAUCAACAACACGCCGCUAGCUAUGGCACCGCCACUAUGGCUGCCAACAGUGGUCUCUACGGCCGGUACGACAUGUCACAGAUUCACACACCGAUGACCACCGGUUCGAUGGCAAUGCCAUACAUGAACGGCUCGUCCAACUAUUCAUCAAUGCCCAUGUCCUCCGCCUACUCGACCAUGGGUUCAUCGGCCAGUCCUAUGUCGGCCACGGGAUCAUCCAUAAAGUCCGAGUCGUCGGGCCAUAGCGGCAGUUCUCCCAACGCGAUGGCGGCCGCAGUGGCCGCGGCUGCCCGAAGAGGACCGUGUAAUACGGACUUAAGGGACAUGAUUAGCAUGUAUUUACCUCCGGGUGAUACCGAUCCCAAUGCCGUACAACAACGACUCCAAAUGCAGAGCCAUUACGCGUCGUCCGGAGAGCCGCCGAUGCCGUUAUCACAUAUGUAGGACUUAUUCACAUUUUAGUGUAAUUUUAUUCAAAAUGCAUACAUAUUUGCAACCAAUCAAAGACUCGAUAUAUUUCAUCAAUUGUACAAAAUUUGCAUUCCUUUCGACUCUCAAAAGACAAUGACUUUAAUUCUGUUUUAAUGUUUGUAUCGAUUUGUAAGACAUGAGAAUGAGAUGCAACUCAUGAUUAUUACAACCAAACACAACACUAUUACAUGAAUUCUGUACGCUUUGUGUGUAUUCUGUGCCCACAAUUGUAUUAUAAAUAUAUAUAAAUAAUAUAGACGUGCGCUUAACCACAAACAUUCAAAACUAAAAAAUCCUUAUCUCAUCUCAAGAAUGUAAUACUUAAAUAGUUGGCCCCCUGUGGUCUUCAUGUGGUCCUCCAAUUCCGUGUCACCUCUACAAGACCUACGAAGACCUGACAAGCGAUGGGCAGAGAGAGAGAGAGAGAGA
Medioppia subpectinata is the source of this 1941-nucleotide messenger RNA. The record is from the annotation of a GenBank genome assembly. NCBI's taxonomy places the organism in Eukaryota, Metazoa, Arthropoda, Arachnida, Sarcoptiformes, Oppiidae.